Messenger RNA from Lucilia cuprina (Australian sheep blowfly), 2678 nucleotides. It is a transcript of the gene ALiX, whose product is annotated as programmed cell death 6-interacting protein. Gene Ontology annotation, cellular component: endosome. Gene Ontology annotation, biological process: mitotic cytokinesis. The transcript has 6 exons. The record is from RefSeq and is a predicted model, not a curated record. Lineage: Eukaryota; Metazoa; Arthropoda; Insecta; Diptera; Calliphoridae. Gene Ontology annotation, molecular function: protein binding. The coding region runs from base 150 to 2669 and encodes 839 amino acids.
AGUCGUCAUCAUUGUAGAUAAAUUGAAAAAAGAACUGGAUUUUCCUCCACAUACAAACAAAAAUAAUAAGUAAAGUUUAAAAUUAAUAGACGGCUCAGCAAAAAGAAAAGUAAUAUAUUGCGUAAAAAACGAAAAUAUCUUAAGAAAUCAUGUCUAAAUUAUUGGGUGUGCCACUGAAAAAGCCCUCCGAAGUUGAUGUGGAAAAACCCCUAAACAAUCUUAUACAAAGUACAUAUAGUGGAGCUACCGCUGAGGCAAAGGAAACCUAUAAGACAGCUGUGCAACAAUUUGCUCGUCAACGAAAUUCAUCGAUAUGGAAAUUUUUCGAAAAAUACGAAUCUUCAUUGGAAAUAGUAUAUGCCUACUAUGAUCAGAUUUGUAUGCUGGAAACAAAAAUACCAGUUAAUGAACUACAAAUACCCUUCAAAUGGAAGGAUGCUUUUGAUAAGGGUUCAAUAUUUGGUGGCAGAAUAAGUUUGACCCAUACUUCGUUGUUAUAUGAGAAAGUUUGUGUACUUUUCAAUAUUGCUGCUUUGCAAAGUCAUGUUGCUGCUACCCAAUCUAUGGAUAGCGAUGAGGGACUUAAAUUGGCCCUAAAGCUUUUGCAACAAAGUGCAGGCAUUUUCCAGUAUUUAAAGGGUGCAGUGCCAGCAGCUGUACCAUCAGAGCCAACACCCGAUCUAAAUCAGGAUACAUUAACAUGUUUGCAGGCUUUAAUGAUUUCUCAGGCCCAGGAAGUGUUCAUAAUGAAGGCAAUUAAGGACAAUAUGAAAGAAAAUAUCAUUGCAAAACUAUGCUGUCAAUGUGAAGAAUUCUAUGCUGAUGUUUUGAGAGCCAUGCAAAAGGAAUCUGUACGUUCGUUGUGGGAAAAAGAAUGGAUUCCCACCAUAGCAGGCAAACAAGCUGGUUUUCAUGCCUUGACACAACUCUAUCAGAGUUUAGCUUGUCGUGCAGCUAAGAAGAUUGGCGAGGAAAUUGCACGCCUACGAAAUGCUGUAGAUCUGUUCAAAGCAGCUCAAACUAGAUCCGGAAAUCCUUCAUAUUUGGAGGAAUACUUCAAUAAGGCUAAACGUAAUUUGGCCGAAUCAACAAAGGACAAUGAUUUAAUUUAUAAUGAAAUGAUACCAGAUAUUAAUACUGUAGCUUCACCGGGCAAGGCCCAGCUAGCAAAGCCACUACCUUUAGCCACACCAAUGGCUAAAGAUUUCGAUGAUAUAUUCAAGGAAUUGGUACCAGUCGAAUUGCAUCGUGCCUUGCAGGCUUCCGACAUGCGCAAGAAUGAAAUCAUCAAUACGGAAAUAAUGAAAUUACGAGAAGCUACACAAACUUUAAAUGGUGUAUUGGCUAGCCUUAAUUUGCCAGCUGCAGUUGAGACCACCGAUGGCGGUUCUGGUCUGCCUCCUUCAUUAAUCGAAAAAGCCAAUGAAGUUCGCCAGAAAGGUGGCGUUGAAAGUAUUCAGACCCAUUUAAAGGAAUUGCCCGAGUUGUUGAAUCGUAAUCGUGAAAUUUUGGAUGAAACUGAAAGAUUGUUAGAUGAAGAACGUGAUUCCGACAAUCAAUUACGUUCACAAUUCAAAGAGAAAUGGACACGUAUCUCGUCUGAUAAACUCACCGAAAUGUUUCGUACCAAUGCCAAGAAAUAUCGCGAAGUUAUUAAUAAUGCUGUAGCUGCUGAUAAGAUUGUACGUGAGAAAUUCGAGAAGAAUCAAAAAGGUAUUGAACUUUUAUCCAUGCCUAUCGAACAAUUACAACAAUCCAUGCCAGCUGCCGGUGGAAGCGUAGACCCCAACUGCGCCAGUGUACAAAAAUUAAAACAUUUAAUGGAAGCUGUUGAAACCAUUAAGGCCGAACGUGAUGCCAUUGAAUCUGAAUUGAAAUCAGCUACGUUCAAUAUGAAAGAUGAAUUCUUGGAAGCUUUACGUAAAGAUGGUGCUAUUGAUGAACCGGCUCUAUCGCUUAAGCGUAUCGGUGAAACCCUAAAUCCAUUACAGGGACAAGUUAAAGAAAGUGUUGAGCGUCAACAGUCUUUGGUCACUGACAUACAGGUAGCUCAUAGUGAAUUUGUUGCAGAAACUGGCUCAAGUGGCAAUUCUCGCGAUACUUUGUGCCAAGAAUUGGCCACUGCUUACGAUAGUUUCAUCGAGUUAUUGGGAAAUCUCAAAGAGGGCACCAAAUUCUAUAAUGAUUUGACCGAAUUACUGGUUGUGUUCCAAAAUAAAAUAUCUGAUUUCUGUUUUGCACGCAAAACCGAAAAAGAGGAAUUACUCAAAGAUUUGACAACCGAAUCUAGUCGCCAGGCACCAGGACCUACACCAUCGUUGCCAUCACAUUAUUCCUCAACAUCGGGUAGUGGAAGUGAUACUCUUUCGGCAGCAACAUCAGCUCCAGCUGUACCAACUGCUGCCGCCACCGGUAACAUACCCUAUCCACAAGCUGUUCAAGGUAUGCCUAUGCCAUAUGGUGCUGGACCCAAUGUUCCAUAUCCAUCAUAUGUACCACCACCAAUGCCACAAAGUUUCAAUCCUUAUGCUACAUUACCAUAUCCAGGAAAUGCCUAUCAGUAUGCUGGUUUUCCACAAGGACCUCCACCUGGACAUUAUGGCACUUAUCCUGGCAGCUUUGCUAAUCAACAGGGAGGUUAUCCAAAUCAAAAACCACCAGGCUGGUAGACAAACGAA